Molecule: messenger RNA, 1494 nt
Organism: Pedinophyceae sp. YPF-701
Lineage: Eukaryota; Viridiplantae; Chlorophyta; Pedinophyceae
Source: the annotation of a GenBank genome assembly
AUGGCCGGGGAGGUGUUGAAAGUGUCGGUGAAGUGGGGGAAGCAGUCGUACGAUGUCGAGAUCGACACGUCCCUGCCCGCCUCGGCGUUCAAGGCACAGCUCAUGUCCCUCACAGGCGUGCCGGUGGAGCGGCAGAAGGUGAUGGUGAAGGGCGGGAUGCUGAAGGACGACGCCGAGUGGGCGAAGACGGGGGUGAAGCAGGGCUCGCGGCUGAUGAUGAUGGGGACGGCGGACAAGGUGGUGGAGGCGCCGAAGGAGGAGAUGGUGUUUCUGGAGGACCUCCCCCCCGAGCAGGCGGCGCACAGCGCGGUGAAGAAGUACGGCAUGGGGCUGACGAACCUGGGCAACACGUGCUACAUGAACUCGUGCCUGCAGUGCCUGUACAGCGCCAAGGGUCUGCGCGCGGCGCUGGCGUCGUACGAGCCCGCGGGCGGCGGCCUGGACCACCAGCUCACGAGCCACCUCAAGGGCCUGUUCCGGCAGAUCGAGGGGGCGAGCGCGCCGGUGCAGCCGAUGGCCUUCCUGAGCACGCUGCGGCAGAGCUUCCCGCAGUUCGCGGAGAUGCAGCAGGGCAUGCCGAUGCAGCACGACGCCGAGGAGUGCUGGAGCGUGGUGGUCAACACGCUCACGGGGAAGCUCAAGGGCGACGCGGCGUCGAUCGACGCGCUCCUCGGCGUGGGCCUCAAGACGGAGCUCGUGAGCGAGGAGACGGGGGAGUCGAUCGUGACGGAGAAGCUCGAGCACAAGCUGAUCUGCAACAUCACCUCGGAGGUCAACCACCUGCACGAGGGCAUCCGCCUGGGCCUCAAGGACGACCGCCAGCAGACGUCCGCGAAGACCGGCGCGAUGACCACCUUCCGCGGCUCCUCGCGCAUCACGCGGCUCCCGCAGUACCUCACCGUGCAGGAGCUGCGCUUCUUCUUCAAGGCCGAGGCGCAGCAGAAGGCCAAGAUCCUGCGCAAGGUCGCGCUCUCCGUGUCGCUCGACCUGCACGAGUUCUGCACGCCCGAGCUCCAGGCCGAGCUCGCCGCGCCGCGCGACGCGUACAAGGCCGUGCUCGACGCGCGCGUGGCGCAGAAGAAGGGCGCGAAGGGCGACGAGGGCGCGAAGGGCGAGGGCGCGGGCGAGGGGCACGACGCGAAGCGGGCCAAGGGCGACGAGGGGGCCGCGGGGAGCGGGAUGGACGUGGACGGCGACAAGGGCGACAAGGGCGACAAGGGCGACGGCGCAGGGCCGUCGAAGAGCUGGGAGAGCCACGUGGGCAAGAUGACGGGGCGGUUCGACCUGACGGCGGUGCUGACGCACAAGGGGCGGAGCGCGGACUCGGGGCACUACGUUGCGUGGGUCAAGCAGGACGACGGCACGUGGGUCGAGUUCGACGACGACAACAUGAUCCUGCGCAAGGACGAGGACAUCGUCAACCUGUCGGGCGGGGGCGACUGGCACAUGGCCUACAUGCUGCUGUACACCGCGCAGACGGUGCCCGCGGAGUGA